AUGUUAGGGGUGGGAAGGGUGGUUGGUAUUCAAUGGAGCUUCCGCGCACUCCUUAUGGAAAAACGCAACACUACAGUCAAUUACAUUGCAAAAGUAGCCGCCAUAGAUGGUUUCUUCUACACGGCAGUCACCGCAUUUAGGGAGAAGCGGAUGCUUGGGUGUCAAAACGGGCUAACCCGCCCCAUAUGGUCCGCACCGCAGCCAUCACUUUUCUUCUCUGGACUGCUGCGCGUUGAUGGGAGCGGGUUGCGAACUGAAAUUGAGCAUAGAAGAAAGAACGAGAAGAGGAAGAACAAAAUGAUAACUUCAGUUUCAUGGAUACCAAAAGGGGCAUCAAAGGCCCUGCCCGAUGCUGCUGAACCUCCUUCUAGGGAGGAAAUCAAAGAGUUCAUCCAGAAUAAAAGGGCAUACAAUAUGAGUGACAUGGAUGAAGAAGAUGAGAAUGGUGAAGUUUCUCAUGCUAAGGCUGUAGCAAAAUCUUUUGGAAAACCAUGUUCCAAAGGCAAGGGUGCUUCAUCUUCUUCGACUGAUGCUGAUGACGUAGUCAACUUGUUGAAAGAACUCGACAUGGAUAACUAUGAUGAAGAGGAUGAUGAAAUUGAACUGUUUAGCUCUGGUCUGGGAGACCUUUAUUAUCCAAGCAAUGAGAUGGAUCCAUACCUAAAAGAUACUGAUGCUAACUAUGACUCGGAGGACCUCGAUGAUAUGACAAUUGGGGCAAGCGAUUCACUCAUCCUCUGCACUAGUAUUAAGGAUAAAGUCAACUAUAUUGAGGUUUAUGUAUACGAGGAGUCCGGGAAUGGCACUCAUAACAUGUAUCUUCGUCAUGAUAUGAUUAUACCCGAGGCUCCAUUGUGUACAGCAUGGCUUGAUUGUCCUCUCAAAGGAGGGGACAAAGGGAACUUUGUAGCUAUCGUGUCAAUGGAAUCGCCGACGAUAGAGAUAUGGGAUCUUGACGUUGUGGAUGAGGUGCUACCCUGUGUACAGCUGGGACGUAUAGCCGGGCAGACAUCAGAUUGCCACACUGAUUCAGUGAUUAGUCUUGCUUGGAACAAGGAGUUUCGGAAUGUAAUUGCUAGUGCCAGUGCAGACAAAACAGUUCAGGUUUGGGAUGUGGCUACGGGGAAAUGCAAAGUCACUAUGGCGCAUCACGAAAAGGAGGUUCAAGCGGUCGCAUGGAACCAUUAUGCUCCAGAAGUACUCCUCAGUGGGUCGCGUGAUCGCACUGUAGUAUUGAAAGACGGAAGGGACCCUUCACACUCGGGUUUGAAAUGGUGUACCAAGGCCAAAGUCGAGAACUUGGCCUGGGAUCCUCACAGCGAACACUCCUUUGUGGUGAGUCUCAAAGAUGGAACCGUGAAUGGAUUUGAUAUACGUGCUUCUGAUUUAUCACCAAGUUUCACUCUCCAUGCUCAUGAUGGUGAACUUUUGGCUACGGGAUCAGGGGAUGAAAGUGUGAAACUUUGGGAUCUUUCAAACAAUCAACCAUCGUGGAUUGCUACACACAGGCCAAACGCUGGAAUAGUUUUCUCGGUCUCAUUCUGUGCGGACUGCCCCUUCGUACUCGCUAUUGGUGGCUCAGAAGGGAAGCUUAACGUGUGGGAUACACUAUCGGACACUGCUGUGUCCUGA
This is a messenger RNA of Thlaspi arvense, 1632 nucleotides long. The record is from the annotation of a GenBank genome assembly. Lineage: Eukaryota; Viridiplantae; Streptophyta; Magnoliopsida; Brassicales; Brassicaceae.